AUGGAGGUGAAGGUGAUGGUGAAAGAGGUGGUGUUGGUUGUAGUGGUGGUGGUGGUGGGGAUGAGGGUUGAGGAGGUGGUGGAGGUUGAGGAGGAGUUGGUUGUGGCGAUGGUGGCAUGGUGGUGGUGGUGGCGGUGGCAACGUGGUGGUGGUGUUGGUAGUGGAGGUGGAGGGGGAGGUGGUGGGGGUUGUGGUGGUGGUAGCGGAGAGGGAGGAUAUGGUGGUGGUAGUGAUGGUGGUGGUAGUGGUGGUGGUGGCGACAGUAGCUGUGGAGGUGAUGAAGGUGGUGGUGGAGGUGGAUGUGGAGGUAAAGGUGGUGUCAUUUUAAAAAAUUAA
Prunus armeniaca (apricot) is the source of this 336-nucleotide messenger RNA. Lineage: Eukaryota; Viridiplantae; Streptophyta; Magnoliopsida; Rosales; Rosaceae. The record is from the annotation of a GenBank genome assembly.